ACGGGGCGUCUCCUGCCCGCGCGUCCCGGCCCUCGCCGCUUCGCCCGCUGUCCGCCUGGCUCUGCCGGGCCUCCUUUGAAGAACACUGGCUGCCUCUGGGUGGGCUCCGGCUGGUCCAGCGUCCCGGGGCGGGGGGAGUUGCAGGGAGAGCCGCGCGGUUCCUGUGCAGCCAGAGCCGAUGCAUCGGUUUUCCAUCAAAGCGCGACAGGUUUGCCUGUAGGGCUGGGAGCGGCUUCACGCGUCAGUCGAGCUGUGCCGCCCCGUCUCGGCUGCAGCUGCCGGCCCCUGACCCCUCGUGGGCACCGGUCACCCGUGGGAGCCGUGGGAACGCACAGCUUUCCAGCGCGUUGUAGGAAUUCGUUUUGCCCCGCGGUUUAUCUUUUUGUCUGGGAACGCCACAGGUCUGGUGUUGGUGCAGGGGUGAAGCCGCUGCCCAUGUGGACCCCAGCUCGAGCCCCACUGCCAGUCCUGCUUCCUGCUGAUGUGCCUGGGCCGGGCCGUCCCUGAUGGGGACCCAGCGCGGGACCGCCCCCUCCCCAGGCCUUGGAGCUAGGCAUGGCGGCCACAGGCCAGUCCGUGACCUCUCAGCGUAGCUGACCGCUGACCACUGACCGCCCGGGAAGGGAGGAUCCGAUGUCUGUAGCUCUUGUCCUGCAGGGGCAGGCCCCACCUCCUCGCGCCCCCUGGCAUGGCUCUGCGGUGCCUUGUAUUCCUGGCUGGCCUUCUGGUAGGUGUGGCCAGCAAGUCCACCGAAAGCAUGGCCCAGCAGCCCGAGUGUUGUGUGGACGUGGUGGACGUGAACGCCAGCUGCCCAGGCACGAGCCUCUGUGGCCCAGGCUGCUACCGGCGCUGGAAUGCCGACGGCAGUGCCAGCUGCACCCGCUGCAGGAACGCCACUGUGCCAGCCCCCGGCGGCUCCGCGUGCAGAGGCUGGGGCCCCCCCGUGGCUGCCUCCCUCUUCCUGGGGACAUUCUUCGUCAGCUCGGGCCUCAUCCUCUCCGUUGCCGGCUUCUUCUACCUGAAGCGCUCCAGUAAGCUCCCCCGGAUCUUCCUCAGAGGAGACAAAGCCCCAGCCGUGCAGCCUGGUGAAGCUGCUGCCAUGAUCCCCACACCACUGUCCUCAGUGCGGAAGCCACGCUACAUCAGGCGGGAGCGGCCCCUGGCCAGGACCACGGACCCUGCUGCCUUCGCGGUGGAGGCCCGCAUCAGCAACGUGUGACCUGGAGCCUUCCAAGACGAGCCCAGCACUGCCGUCCGCGUGCCUCCUGCUGACAGGUGCUGAAUGCAGCCGUGCCCAGCCGCGCUGCUUGGCCUAAACGCGCUGGGAGUAAGUGGUGCGGCCUCAGGGAGCCCAGGGCAGGCUGCACUCCUCCAGCACCUCCCCACCGGCAGGGAGGAUGUGGCCUGGGAACCAGCUACCCGACAGAUGCCCGCCCGCUUUGCCGUGGCCGUCUCAAGCCCGCGACCACACGCUUCUGGGAGUCACAGUUGAGCUUCCUGGGUUGAUGGGCAUCUUUGUGAGCAGAAAGUCUUCCACGAUGCUGGGGGGUCCCAGGCGUGGUGGACGCUCUUCCACCCCAAAGCAGGCACUGGCCGGUGCACAUCAGUCUGAGGCUGUUGGAGCCCAUGGCCGUAGCACCCAAAGACAUGUCCAGCCUCAGUGCCUGCAGGUUGGUGUUAUUUUGGCCGUGAGGUGUUCAGCCCAGACCUGGUGGCAGCAGCCAGAGUUCCUGCAGAGGAUGGAGCCUUCAAAGCUGCCUUCCGGGCACUGGACUGGGUGCUGGCCACUGGCAUUGUGUCCCUUAGGGGUCAGGGCCCCCACACCAUGUGCACCACCAUACCCUGUGUCCACCACCUGCUCACCCAGCAGUGGGGAGGGGGUGCCAAUUAAGGUUGGCGUCAGACAAACUGGAGCCACCCUCCUCACGGCUCCAAGGAUCACCUGUUCCUGCAUGGGGAGAUGAGUCCAGGACCCCUCCCCGAAUGCAGCCCCUCAGACCGUAAUCCUUAGGGGAGGGCGGCCAGCAGAGCCCUCAGCCCCGUGCGGGCACCACCAUCCUCUCUGCCCCUUUUUGUGAGAAGGGGGCCUGGGGCUGCCGUAGCCUGAGCCAGCGCGGCCUGGGCUUCACCCCAGCUUCCUGCUGACACGCGCUCUGGGAGGCAGCAGCUGAUGGUCAGUGCUCGGGCCCCUGCCUUCAGCUGGGCACUUGGGAGUGACCCAACGAUGGGAGCGGGCAGACCCCGGGCGCGGGCGGAUGGGAGCCUCUGCCUGGCCAGAUGCAGGUUUGUGCUUCCAGUUGGCCCCAAAUGAGCUCCUGGCCUGGUGCACACAGAAUGAGGGCGGCCCAUCCCCAGGGAGUCUUGAGGCCCCUGUGACUGGUCCACCUUUUAUUUUAAAAAAGAGAUUUAUUUACUGAAAGUCACAGAGAGCUUCCAUCUGCUGGUUCACUCCCCAAAUGGCUGCAAUGGCCCGGGCCAGGUUGAAGCCAGAAGCCAAGAGCUUCUGGGUCUCCCAUGUGGAGCAGGGGCCUCCCCUGCUACUUCCCCAGGCCACCCGUGGGAAGCUGGAGGCAGCCUGGACUGGACCCAGGCACUGACAGCACAGGGUCCCAGAGAGCAGCCAAGAGCACUGUACUGCCCACCUGCCCCUCACUGUUUUAAGUUUACUUAAUUUGGAGACAGCUCCCAUCCGCUGGUUCACUCACCGGAUCCUGCAGCAGCUGGGGCUCGGCUCCGUCCGGGUCCCCACGUGGCGUCGUUACCUGCUGCUCCCAGGGUGUGCGUUAGCAGGAAGCUGGAGUGGAGAGUGGAGAGGGACCCAGACCGAGGACUCGGAUCUGGGAUGUGGGCAGUCCUGCGGCGGCCUGAGCACUGCCGGAUGACCGGCGCCCAGGGUCUUUACCCAGCAGUGCAGUGAGAGGUGUGCAGUUCCCUGUCUGAAGAGGGUUCGUGAGGACUCAGUAACCUGGCACACGGGCACAUGCCCACACGCUCUGGCUGCCGUCCCUGCAGGUCCCAGUGCCCCGGUCACCAUGGGAGUGGAGAAGGGCGGGGUUGACCCCACCUGCUGCAUGGCAGGCCCCAGUACAUUCCUCAGCCCAGGCGCUGCCCCAGGGCACUGACUGUCCACUGAGGAGCUCGGUGACCUCAGAGCUCGGAUAUUCCCACGAACCUCGGGAGAAUGUUCCCAGCACUCUGGGGACCCAGGGCUUUCCUGGAGGCAGCACCUGACCUGGAGUCACCAUGGUCAUGGGAGCAAGGCCCCGCCCCCUCCCUGGGACCCCUCCCCUUCCUCAUGGAACAGGCAGGGGAGCCUCUUUCUGAACCCCAGUUCCCACAGGGUGUUGUUCCCCAGCCUGCUUCUGCCUCCUGGGAGUCGUGACAUCUGCAGCUCCACUCAGUGUGUGCCCCCACCCAGGCCCACGUGUGGGGUCCCCAGCUGAGUCGGGCCACUCUUGUGUGGGGGCCGCUGUGCCUGGUGGAGCAACCCUGGGGAGCAGGGGCACGCCCUGGCCUGCGGGACCCCACUCUGGCUGGAGCCGGCCCCUCCCCCGGAAGUCUCAGGGGCUCUGGCUGGCUGAGGGGGCUUCCUCAGGCUCUGGGCCACCAGCCAGUCCUGACCCCUGACCCCCACUCCCAGAGCAGGGAGGCCUGUGGGCAGCAGGGGCCUGCCCCAGGGGCGUCCACUCUGGGAGAUGCUGUUCCCACACCUGUGCUGGCCCCAGCCCCGGUGCCGAUGCUCACGCCGGCUCCCCGCCUCCUGGGAGAGUACAGGUGGCAGCCAAUCCCAGGGCUGGGCCGCACCCUGGCCAGCGUGACCCGAAGGGUAUAAAUACCCCUACUGAGAAGCCACCUGGCUCGGG
Messenger RNA from Lepus europaeus (European hare), 3863 nucleotides. It is a transcript of the gene C5H1orf159, whose product is annotated as chromosome 5 C1orf159 homolog. The record is from RefSeq and is a predicted model, not a curated record. The transcript has 10 exons. The coding region runs from base 689 to 1219 and encodes 176 amino acids. Lineage: Eukaryota; Metazoa; Chordata; Mammalia; Lagomorpha; Leporidae.